Messenger RNA from Neurospora tetrasperma FGSC 2508, 162 nucleotides. RefSeq lists its product as uncharacterized. Lineage: Eukaryota; Fungi; Ascomycota; Sordariomycetes; Sordariales; Sordariaceae. The transcript is spliced from 2 exons. The annotation marks the transcript as partial. The record is from RefSeq and is a predicted model, not a curated record.
CGAGGCUGCGCAGGCUACUACCCUGAUGCCGUCAAUAUCACCGAGUUGUAUGGUUCACUAUGUCAUACCCUGGGGCCUAGACUGGUAAGAUUAGGACGGCAUCCGAAUGCCACACCCCCUGUCGUGCUGAUUGUCAGACUCUUCGAUGGCACAGGGCAAUAA